CUUAUUUUUCCUUUUCCUUCCCCUCAUCACCUGCGAAAUCUCCCUCAGUCUAUUCCCCCGGCUCCCCUCCAGGCUAUGAGCAGUGCAUGAAGGCCAUCAAUCCUCUCGUUUCUCCUCCACGAAGGUAAUUCAUGGCGAGCGACGAUAGUGCAAAUUGUGACUACUCAAAAGAGUUUAAGAAGCAUUUAAGAGAACUCACUGCGCAGUGGAAAACGUUUUUGAAGAAGACUAAGAAGAUCUUGCUAAAAUGUCCAAAUUAUGAAAAAUGUGAAUACAAGUGUAGCAGUAUUGGUGGCAUGCAGUAUCAUUAUCCUCGCUGUGCUGGAGCCUGCCCUGUAUUCAAGUGCAGUGUCUGUGGUAGAGAGUAUGAGAGUAGAACUGGUCUCAACUAUCAUCAGUCGAGUUACAAUCAUUUCUCUUCAACGCCUCUAGAGGAUCGUCUCGUUCUGCCCGAGCAAUCAGUCACACCAACUUCAUCGUCAUCGGAUCUCUCGGCUCUCGAUGCCCCUCCCACUUUACCAGCUCCGCCCACAUCAUUAGCCCUGCCCUCAUCUUCAGCUCUGCCUUCAUCUUCGGCUCCGCCCGUAAAGAAGAAACGAGGCCGUAAGCCAAAGUAUAGAAGGAACAGUAAUACAGAAGAAGGUGUGGCUUCUAAAGAGACUCCGCCCAUCACGAUUACAAUACCUUCGAUUGAAUUUUCGGAUGAGUAUCGUUCUUUUUUACCAAUAUGGCGCGACGAGUUAAAAGCUAAUCAAUACGUAACGUGUCCUAAUGCUCCUGGUGGGUGUCAGUACCAGUGCAGCACUGUCAAUGGAAUGAAGUAUCAUUAUACGCGCUGUCAAAAAGAGAAGCUGCCUGAGUUUCAUUGCUCAAUUUGCAAGAGAGAGUUUCAUUGUCGCUCUGGACUAGUCUGGCACUUGAAGAAUGCACAUAAAAUUAAUGAUGAUCUUAUUAAUCAAAAGACCUUUGAGCUCCCAUCCCUGACAGAGGAGAGCGAUAGCAAUGGAGGAUCAGCUUCUGGCCCUAAGCCAAAGAGCAAGAGAGGAAGGAAGAAAUCUACAGCAACUUCUAACGUAGCACCACCUGCAGCAGCACCUCGUCAGCCUUCUUCCUUUGAGUCUAGGAAACCAUUAAUAAGAAAGAGAAAAUUACGUAAACCUCUCUCUCCACAAUACAUUGGCUCUUCAGUAAUUAAUGAAUUAAUUGCAGCAUCGCUUUCAGAGAUGCCUUCAACUGCUUGGACCGGUUCUAUUCCUAACCCUCCGAAGCUCCACCCACCGCCCACUAAAAGAAAAGUCCCUCCCACCCAAUUCAAUAUAAGUGAUAGCAUCCCGACUGAUGAUAUAAAGUACGGGUCCUUAACAGUAGAGUACCCCCUGGAGACCCUAACUGAAUGGCACGAGUGGUACUCUAGCAGCGACCAAUCGGACGAUGACGAUGAUUAUGAUGAGGAAAUGGACGAAGACAGAGACGAGUUUUAUCAAGAAAAGGCGGAGUCGAGUGGCUUGGGAGGGGGCGGGGUUACCGGGCGGGAACAGAAAGGCUACAAAAGCGAUUAUUCCAGUUCUCUCUCGGACGAGAACUCUUCAGACGAGGAUUAUAGAGGAAGUGGUUAUGUACCUAGGGGUAGGGGGCGUGGUCGAGGCAGAGGGCGUGGCCGAGGAUCCAAGCUUGUGAAAGACGAGGGAUUAGGGGGCAUACCCCACAGUUUACCACCUGGGCCUCCGGUGGUUAGGGGGAGAGGGAGGGGGAGGGGAAGAGGAAAAAGAAUUGAAGUUGAGACUGAGAAUAAAUUCACUCCAAUCAGCAACACUGGAGUAAUGAGUACCAGAGGAAAAGGAAAGACAAUAAUAGGAGGAGGGGGAGUGAGUAGUGUAGUGACACCAUCUUGUGUAACGCUCAAUUAUAAGAGAAUAUCAGCUAGUCAGCUUCCCCCACCCCCGGGGAUCAUACUGCCAGCUAAACCGUCUAGUGUUGAGUCGCAAUCUGUCAAACUCGUCAGUCAUGCUGGCACGCCUAAGUUGAUUAGGCCGGCUCCGAAACCAGUCAGGCAGGAAUUGAAACUGGUUGGACAGCCUUCUGGGGCUGCUAGUGGGAGUAUGGCUCGUCCUAGUGUUCAUAAGCCUCUCAUUUUAUCCGGGGGAGGAAAACCGGCUAAACUAGUCAGUCCGGUUCCUGUUCAAAGACCCAAACCAGUUAACCAGGUCAGACUGGUGUCUCCUCAGGGUGUGAGGGGGUCUGGUGACUACGUUCAAUAUUACCAGGUCCCUGUACAGUCCUUGCCUCCUUCUUUAGUCCCAGUUCAGCUAGUGUCCUCUAGUAACUAUCACUCUCCAUCCCUAGGAGGGGGUCUGGUAUUAUUGCAGUCCUCGGGGGUCAGCAGGGAUCCCCCUCAGAGAGUAAGUGUCAUCACUAAUCCACGUCCCAUUAUUCAGACUCUUCCAAGAACCCUUGGCCCCCCUAAGGGGGGAAAUAUCACUCAAUUAGAUGGACCAGUUUCUAAAGGAAAAGGAAAAAAGAGGACAAGAGAAGAUUUGGAUAAAGAAUUUGAAAAGGUUCGAAAGGACUUAGCCACGCCCACCACCACCACUCCUAAUUUAUCACCAAACAAAAAUCCUUCAAACGUUCAAAAGAGAAAGAGAGGGAAAGGGAAGGAGAAAGGGAAGACAAAGAAAAGAAAAACAGACAAAGAAGAGUUGAAUGAAGAGGAGGAGGAGGAGGAGGAUGAUGAAAGAGGGUCACCAGCUGGAAAAAAGAACUCAUUUAGUUGUCCAAAAUGCUCCCUUCUCUUAUCAUCAAGAUCAAAACUACAAACUCACAUCAACACUACUCACCUUGAAGUUUCUCCCGAGGCUACAGUAGCAGAGAGGGCUCCAUUGUGGAGAAAAGCUAUAAAGAAGUAUAAGUAUUUCUCUUGCGAAAAGUGUCAGACCUUUAAAGCAAAAAGUGUUGCAAGUAUGAAAUAUCAUUACGAGAGAUGUGGAAAAGACAUUGAAAUUAUUUCUUGUCCGAAAUGCGGCAAAACCUAUACCACCAAAGCCGGUCUUGAGUAUCACGUGAAGACCGUCCAUGCAACACCAGAAAGAGAACCAGCCCCAGUCUCUGCUCCUCCACCUGCUCUUGAUCUGUCCAUGACUCCAAGAGCUGCUGCUCUUCAAGCAGUCAACAAGUUACAGGAGCAACUCUCCAAGCCAGUGGAAGAACCGCCUCUAGCUCCUCUCCUCCAGUCUUCUACUGGUGGGGAGGAGGAGACACAGGAUCUUGAUGUGCUGGAAGAAAGCUUGUUCACUAAUGCUAGGAAAGUUUUAAAAGAAAAAGGCGUCAUAUUGUGCCCAAAGGGGUGUGGCCAAGAGUACAAGUCGUUCCUGGGUUUCAAGUAUCACAUGGAAAACGGGCACAUGAUGAAGAAGUUUUAUUCCUGUCCUUAUUGCAAGGCUAUUUUGAAAAGCAAGCAUACAAUAGUGAACCACUUGGAGAAGAAACACCAGAAAUCGGUGGAGGAUCCUAGUGAUUUUGAAUAUGUUGCUCCUACUAACCUAUCAACCAGUGAAGAUGAAUACAAUGAUGAUGAAGGAGAAGCAGAAGGAGAAGAAGAGGAGGAGAUGGAAGUUGAAGAUGAUGAUGAUGAUCAUCAUAAGUCAAAGAAGAGAAAGUUAAAGAGUCGUGAUAGAAGUAUAGGAGGAGGUAACGUCACUUAUAACAUACCACCGACCUUCAGUUACAGAAACACAGUAUCUUCUGUUAAAAAUAGAAACACGACUCAUCACAAUUCAUUGUUUCCCAAUUGGAGGCCGCAUAGUGAGAAUUUCAAUUUACUAAGUGAUCGUGAUUGUAUCCCAUAUCUGCCACUAAAUCAAAACUCAAUGACGUAUACACACAAAAAAGAAAAUGGCUCCUUAUCUUUAUUCAAGGGGUCCAGUGACCACUUAAUAUUUGUGGGGGGUCCUGUGUGGUCUAUGGACUGGGCACCAAACUCAAACCCAAACUCCAAGCACAGUUACGUUGCUAUGGCAACUUAUCGGACUUAUAAUGAGGUACAUGCUACCAGUGAGGUGUUAGCUCUUGAUGGACUAAUACAACUUUGGGAUUUUGGAGUGCUAACAGCCACUGGCAACAGUGCCCCAGUAUCAGAGUAUUGUUAUGCUUUGGCUCAUAGUUGGGGAGCCAUUCGUGGACUGAAGUGGUGUCCCUCUGGUGUGCAGGACACGCCCACUGAGAAUCACUCUAGUCCAUUGGAUAGACUGGGACUGCUGGCAGCUGCAUGUAGUGAUGGACAAGCAAGAAUAUUGAGUAUCCCGUACCCUGCCUCUCUCUCCUCUUCUUUCUCUCUCUCUGGUUCCUCUCGUAUUUUCUCCGUGAGACCGUCGGCCAUUUUAAGACCUGGCUCUUCACAAGUGGCUAGUACUGAGUAUGGCCAGUGCCUCUGUCUUGAUUGGAUACCUGGAGGGGAACACAAUAGAAUUGCAGCUGGUUUCAGCAACGGCACUAUAUGCGUGUGGUCUUUGAAUUCCAUUCUUGGAUUUUUAUGUUCAUCUCCAGACCCAGUGGAGCGGGGUCCUGUGUUGUAUCCCAUUAUUCAUUUGAGGGGGCACACUGGCCCCGUUCGCUGUCUCGCCUGGUGUCCAAGAGACACCAACUACUUAUUCUCAGGUGGAGCUGACAAGUGGUGUUUUGUAUGGGACCUCAGGCAACCUACUGCACCUCCUGUACAAAAAACUGACAGAGGUGGUGUUAUUACAAAAGCCGUUUGGCCCCUAGCCUGGCCUGGGAUUUAUAUUGUAGAAGACAUAGCCAAGACCAGCUCUAUCUAUAUUUUGUCCUUCACUCAAAAACCAGGAGCAGCGGCUUUUCUAUUCACUAAAACCUCAUCACCAAUUUCAGCUAUUGGUUACUCAGCUGACAGCGAUAAGAUUAUUAUGGGUACUUAUUCCGGUGAGGUUUUCCAAGCCAUGGCCAAGCCCAGUUGUUAUAAUUAUAGAACUAAAAGAAGACACAUACCUCCUCUGGGCAUGUUAACUGCCAGGCUACAGCACGAGGGAAGAGCACCAACUUAUGGCGACGAGUUGAGUGAUGUUGUAGCUAAUUGUCGUAUCGUAUUCAGUAACGAUCUAAAACUGAAAGAUUCUACUGACUAUUAUCAGCCGGAAUGCAUUCCACUUACUGCAGUGACCAGUUGUGUGUGGAAUCCUUCCUGUGAUAAAUGGAGUCUAUGUGCUUUAAACAAUGGGUUUGUCAAGUUGAUCAGAAGUUACAAAUGAGGCACUUAAAUCUAUGAAAACAAUAUUUUUUCUCACCAUUUUUUCUAUUAUAUGAUUAUUCUUUAUC
Molecule: messenger RNA, 5325 nt
Organism: Amphimedon queenslandica
Lineage: Eukaryota; Metazoa; Porifera; Demospongiae; Haplosclerida; Niphatidae
Exons: 30
Coding region: 132-5258 (1708 amino acids)
Biological process (GO): transcription by RNA polymerase III
Cellular component (GO): transcription factor TFIIIC complex
Molecular function (GO): protein binding
Source: RefSeq, a predicted model, not a curated record